Molecule: messenger RNA, 1089 nt
Organism: Oncorhynchus nerka (sockeye salmon)
Lineage: Eukaryota; Metazoa; Chordata; Actinopteri; Salmoniformes; Salmonidae
Product: poly(ADP-ribose) glycohydrolase-like
Exons: 9
Coding region: 16-948 (310 amino acids)
Biological process (GO): nucleotide-sugar metabolic process; regulation of DNA repair; ATP generation from poly-ADP-D-ribose
Cellular component (GO): cytoplasm; nucleus
Molecular function (GO): poly(ADP-ribose) glycohydrolase activity
Source: RefSeq, a predicted model, not a curated record
UCUUUGAGACUUAAUAUGAACUCUUACUUCCUUUUCAGGCUGUUUGAGGGCUCUUCCCCAAAGAAGAGGGAGAAACUGAAAACACUUUUGUGCUAUUUUAGAAGUGUAAUCGAGCAAAAACCUACUGGACUUGUGACGUACACAAGAAAGUGUUUGGAUCGACCUCCACAUUGGAAAAACUCCCAGAAUCAGCUCACCAAGCUUCACAUAACAUGUGUAGGAACCAUAGAAGAUGACGGACACGGCAUGCUGCAGGUGGACUUUGCCAACCGGUUUGUGGGCGGAGGGGUCACCGGAUCGGGUCUGGUUCAGGAAGAGAUUCGCUUCCUGAUUAACCCUGAACUCAUCGUCUCUCGCCUCUUCACUGAAGCCCUGCUGCAGAAUGAGUGUCUCAUCGUCACAGGUACUGAGCAGUACAGUACGUACACUGGCUACGCAGACAGCUACCUAUGGGACAGCAAACAUCAGGACAAGACCCCAAGAGACACCUGGCAGAGGAGGUGCACAGAGAUCGUAGCGAUGGACGCUCUGAAGUUCAGGAACUUCCUCGAACAGUUUCACCCUGAGAAAAUGAACAGAGAACUGAAUAAGGCAUACUGUGGCUUUUCCCGCCCAGGGGAGAAGAGUCAGGAUCUCUCUGCGGUUGCUACAGGAAACUGGGGUUGCGGUGUGUUCGGUGGAGACGCUAGGUUUAAGGCUCUGCUCCAGAUUCUGGCAGCCUCUGAGGCAGGCCGAGACGUGGCCUAUUUCACCUUUGGUGACAGCGCCCUGAUGAAAGACGUCUACGACAUGCACUACUUCCUCACACAGAGACACGUCAGCGUCGGGGCUCUGUACAGUUUGCUGGGUCAGUACUACAGCUCAAUGUGUCAGAGCUGCUUCACCCGCUGUCCCGACGUCAGCCUCUACUCCUUCAUCUACCAGGAGGCCAGCUCUGUCUCCCCCUAGACCAGAAACACACACGCAGGUCGGCUCCCCCUAGAAGAUCCGAGACGCCACGUCACGCAGCUCUGUCUCCCCCUAGACCAGAAACACACACACAGGUCGGCUCCGCCUAGAAGACCGUAGAUGCCCCCCCCCCCCCCCCCC